Messenger RNA from Brassica napus (rape), 5916 nucleotides. Its product is annotated as probable serine/threonine-protein kinase PBL22. Lineage: Eukaryota; Viridiplantae; Streptophyta; Magnoliopsida; Brassicales; Brassicaceae. Gene Ontology annotation, biological process: protein phosphorylation. Gene Ontology annotation, molecular function: protein kinase activity; ATP binding. The coding region runs from base 2483 to 3712 and encodes 409 amino acids. The transcript is spliced from 5 exons. The record is from RefSeq and is a predicted model, not a curated record.
GCAAGUUUGCGUUUGCUGUGGGUGAGAGGCUGGUGAGGGAGAUAGAAGUGUCUCAUUGGGGGAACGUGGAGGUCACGGAGCAUUACAAUCUCGUUCACCGUGGGGCUCAGCUCAAGGGAGAGUUUUCGAGGUUUGAGUAUCAAGACAGACCUAAUCCACAAGGAGUGUUUGCCUUUAGGCAUUUACUUGCCAGAUAACCACUCCAUUUGCUGUCAAGCAGUCUCACGAGGUAACACUGGCUCUUGUCUUUAUCACUGUUUAACCUUUGUCUAUGUGUGUUUUGAUUCUGAUAUUUGAGCUCUUUGUUUUGUUCAUCACUUGCAUCAUAUACACGCGGGCUGACUUCUCAAUCUCCAAGUCUUCUGCUGCUUAUUUGGCCAAACUCCAAUGGGAUGAGGUAAAGCACAUGUACAUGUAGUCUACCAAUAUCUUGUUACUCUGAUAGAUAUUAAGUGAAAGCGCUUCUUGUGUUAAUUAGGUCCUAGCAACACUCCAGGAAGUUCAAAGCAUCAUCCAUAAGUGCUUAGCUUGUACAUGAUAAGCUUGAAGCAUCACUGCGUGAUCUAUCAAGAACCGGUGACAUUCAAACAUGCAAAGCUUCUCGCAAAUCCACUGACAGUUUACUGAAAGAUCUUUCGAAAGAACUCAGACCUUUCCUAGCUUCUUUACAGUCUCUCCCAUCAGCCUCUCAGAUAUCUCCAAAGGUUUUGAAUAUCUCUCCAUCUACUACUAAUCUCUUAGGUCCCAGGUUUGCUUAAUUGUCUCUUUUGUCACAGGUUGAAGAGCUAGUUUCGAAGGAGAAAGAACUUCAAGAGAAGUUGAUGGCCAAACACACCACUGUUGUAGAAGGGUACGAGAAGAAAUGAUCAAGGCGUGAUAUCGAAUAGCUUUGAGGCAAGAAGUAGAAGAUCUUCUUGACUUCAUUGAUGAGAUCUAGAAAGAGUUAAAUGUAGCAGAGAUCCUCUUAAAGCUUGAAACCAGACUUUUGAAUGUCACUGCCGUUGGAACAACUCCUUAAUGAGCAGUUUUUGUCAAUUUUGAAAACAGCUCUUGUUCCUUUCUAAGACAUAAACCUUUAGUUAAACUUUGAAUCACAUACCAGAGAAGUUUGGGAUCGUAUCCACUGCUUGAUUAUCAUCGUCAUCAUUCAACAACCUCUGUCUCAAGCUCUAUCAUUGAAACAGUUUAUCGCAACGCUAAGCUCGUCUCACCAAACUCACCAGUCUCUAACCUUCAGGGAAGUUCAUCACAGCAGCAUCCAGAUUUGGCAGCUCUAAUUAACUUGGUAAUCUUGAAAGCUUUAUCGGUAGUAAGAAGAGGAGGUUUGUUAUUGUUGUGGAUGAAUAUAUAGGGGAAGUCUCUGCACAGAUGGUUGCAACUAAGAGUACUCACAAGGUAUAUAAGUAUUAUUAUACCAAUCUUUUAGGUGAUCAAAUUAGCUUAUGAGUUAUGAGGGAGUAUUGGACUUCAUCUAUCGUUUUAUAAUGUACCCCAGUGCAGUAAUUUAAGGAAAUGUGAAAAAUGUGUUAUUAGUUCUACUGAUCUCAAAAUAAUAUCUAAAAUCAAGUGUUAUUUAGUUUACAGAUUAUUGAUUUGGUAAUAAAAUUUUAGUGAAUUUGGAAAUAUUUUGGACUCAUCAAGCCUUUUCUUAAUUAAACAAGACAUCAUCACAUCCAUUCGUAUUUGAUUUGUGACACUUAUCUCUUUUUAACGUUUUGUGUUAUUCUUCUGAAAACGUGCUGUUGUUAAUACUAUGAUCUACUUGUUACAUUUCCAAGUCAGCCUUAUUUGAUUUGUAAAUCCAUUUAUUUAAAUUUAAAACCAAUGGAUUGUAUAUACAGGGAUGUGAAAACCAAAUGUAAAAAUCCUACUAUCAAUCAAGGUUCGUAUAUUUUUAUUGGAGGAUUUAAAGAGAAAGCAUUCUAGAAAAAACAGAAAAUUCCAUUUCAAUAACAAAAUUAAACUGCUCAAUUUAGUUCCAACGGAAAAAAAAAAAGAAUGUUGGAAAAAAAAACAGAAGUAAGAAUAGAAGGACGCGCAGUUCCAAAAUUAGGUCUCACGGAUCCUUUAUUUUCUCUUCAGUUGCUUUCAAAAUUGAUCAGUUGCUUCCCCUCACCACGUUUUUAAAAACAAUUUAGACCCCUUUCUUCAAAGAUCAUCAUUCCCUUUAGAAGUUCGUAUAAAAUCUGUACAUUAGUAUAUGACAUUUUGUAUAAAUCAACUUAUAUUUUCUCUCCAACCAAGAUUCUCUUUCCUUCUUUAGGAAACACUAUUCAAUCAAAUCUUGCCGUUUGUCUUGAUGGCUUCAUAAUUUCCCUCUUUUACUUGAAUUAAAGAGAGAAAAGAAAGUUUCAAGGAGCUAGGUUAGAUGUUGGACAUGAUCUCAAACCAGAUCCUUCUCUGAAUCCAUUUUCUUCCACCACUGUUGUUGUUUUUUCUUGGUUCUUACGUUUCAUUUCAUUACCUAAAUUUUAUAAGCAAGAUGAGCUGUUUCUCUUGUCUCGACACACGAACCCAUGACAUGAGAAUCAACAUUGAUACCGUUCCUUACCUAACCGAUGAUUCCUCAGUUGGCACAAGAGGCGAUUCAAUAGGAGCAAGGUCCAAAUCUGGCAUUUUAGUUAAUGGGAAAGUGAAUAGCGCUAAACCCGGCGGUGGCGCACGGAGUUUCACGUUCAAGGAGUUAGCCGCCGCAACCAAGAACUUCCGGGAGGAUAACAUGAUCGGAAAAGGAGGGUUCGGUAGUGUCUUCAAGGGACGUUUAUAUUCAGGACAGGUGAUUCAAGCUCUCUGUUCUAUAGUUCUAAAACAUCUGAAACGUUGUAAGAAAAUUUAUGGGAACUUGAAUAAAACGUUACAGGUGGUGGCUAUCAAGCAACUAAACCCAAAUGGGCAUCAAGGAAAUCAAGAGUUCAUAGUCGAGGUUCUCAUGCUUAGUGUCUUCAGCCAUCCAAACUUAGUAACUUUAAUUGGUUACUGUACUUCUGGUGCUCAAAGACUUCUUGUUUAUGAAUACAUGCCAAUGGGUAGCUUAGAAGAUCAUCUCUUUGAUCUUGAGCCUACUCAGAAACCUCUAAGCUGGAAUACUCGAAUGAAAAUCGCUGUUGGUGCAGCUCGUGGCAUCGAGUAUCUUCAUUGUAAAAUAAGCCCAUCCGUGAUAUACCGUGACUUGAAAUCUUCAAACAUUCUGUUAGAUAAAGACUUUAACCCUAAACUCUCUGACUUUGGACUUGCUAAAGUCGGUCCUGUCGGUAACCGGACACAUGUGUCUACUCGUGUCAUGGGUACUUACGGAUACUGUGCUCCCGAGUACGCAAUGAGCGGAAAGUUAACCAUUAAAUCGGAUAUCUACUGCUUCGGUGUUGUGUUGCUUGAGCUGGUUACUGGUAGGGAGGCUAUUGAUUUGAAUAAACCAAAUGGAGAACAAUAUCUUGUUUCUUGGGCUCGACAGUAUCUCAGCGAACCUAAAAAAUUCGGACAUCUAGUGGACCCGUUGCUGCGUGGAAAUUACCCAAAGAAGUGUCUUAACUACGUGAUUGCCAUUACAGAGAUGUGUUUGAAGGAGGAAGCUAAUCAACGACCGACAAUAGGAGAUGUUGUGGUGGCAUUUGAGUAUAUAGCUGCUCAGAGCAAAUCUUAUGAAGCUAGAAGAGUGUCUCGCAAGUCUACUGACUCUGACCGGUCAAGAGAGGAAACAAAACAGAGUUUCUAAGUUAUUUGAGUCAAAUGUGAAACCUCUGGUACAACCGUAAGCAGAAGGUUGGUGAUAAGACCGCGUAAAAUAUUUAUCUUUGUUUCUUUGUUUUUCCGGGAGGGUUUUGUUUAGUCAGUUUAAUAAUGGGAUUUUCGCACCUUAAAAUGAAGCUUAAUGAUUAAAAUAGCAGCAUAUAUUUUUAUAAUGAAAAUAUUUUGUGUUUUAUAAUGUUUUAGUGACUAUAGCUGAACUUAUAAUUUCGUAGGAUAAAUAUAAGAAAUUUAUGUAAAUUUAUGUUUAGAGACGUGGUAGUUAUGAAGUUUGAUAAUAUUUUCCAUAUUUAAUCUUUAUAAUACACUUUUUGUCAAUUUAUUUAUUUUAUAACAUGGUAUAUAUGUCUCCAAUUCGAGCCAUUGAUAUCAAACUAACUGUAUGAAUGUGACAUGCAUGAUACAAUGAUAUAGUCAACUUCUGAAACUAUUUGAGUUUUUCUCACAAGAAAAUGAAUUGAAUGUAAUAAAUGCAAGUAGGUGACGAACGGACUUUUUUUUUUGAACAUUAGGUGACGAACGGACUUACGCGGAAGUUUUAAUAUUUUAUAUCUUGAACACGCUGCCUAACCCGAUCUACACAUCAUUUCCCUUGUAUAGAUCAUACAAUCUGCCCACGUUUCCAUGAUAAUCUUAAAUUAAAACUAAACAAAAACAAAUCUAAACCAUCUCAUACAUCGGUCUUAGUGUCUUAUUAUUAUCUUAUGCUGACCUUAAAAAGAUUUAUUUGGACCGUCAACGACCGCGUUUGUGAAAGAAAGCCACAGAACUGGGAAAUAUAACCUUCAAAUAUGCAUUCUUUAACCAUUAGUCACAUUAUGUGUGUUUAAAAAAAAAAAACCAUUAGUCACAUUAAUUAUAACUAUACUUAUCAAAUAUCAUGCUCAUGCAGCUCAUCGUUUCAACGUAUUAGCGUUAGUAACAGAACAUCCGGAUGUAUAUGGUUUUGACUCUCGUUUUCAUAUAUUUUCUACUCUUUCUAAUAAAAGUUUCAUACACUGUCACAAAUAUACCCGGACCCGCCUUAUUAAACAUGAUUUCUUCUUGUUUGACCUUUUUCCCAAUGAUAUUUUCUAAGAUUUUUCCUUACACACUGAUCACUAUAUGACAAACUGGCAGAAAAGCGUCUUUUAGAUUUACGACAUACUAUUUUUAUUAAGUUUUCCGCAAUAGACCUCUUCUCUUUUCCGCACCAAUCUUAAUUGACUACUAUUGAUUUGUGUUUUUAAAUAGAUAAUUUUUUUACUUUUGACCAAAAAGAAAAUAGAUACUUUUUACUGAUAUCUCGAAUUUGUUUGCUUUUAUUUUAUCAUUCAAUGUUGGGUCAAUGUUAGAAUUUCUUUGUUUGCUUUUAACUCUACUUGUUACGUCAUCAAGGUGACGUAUAUGAUUGGCGGAGUCAGAGUGAAUGUACUUCGGUAAUAACAAGUACGAACAAUGUGCAAAUUAAAUGAUUGAUAUCUAACCAUAUAUUCAGUGUUAACUGUUAAGUUAAUAGUUAUGAUUUACUUUCUCUCUGACUAUUUUUUCCUACCUUUUUCUAGGUUUUUGCUUUGCCUCUUCGUUUUAUGGUGUCGCGUCCUCUGGAAUGAUCGUCUACGGGUUAAAUGGGUGUAACGGUCCUGGGAGGGUGAGUUGGGGUCAGCAAUCUUCAGCUUCUUCCGUACGACGGCAUCGUCAUGUGUUGGCGGUAGGUGUUUGUGGAAUUUGCUAGUUGGGUCGGGUUUGAUUCUUUGUACGGGUUGUAGUUUGUGGGUUUGACAGAAGCUGUAGGUGCUGUGUGUUUUAAGGUUUUGAGGGCACCUUUCUCUCCAGUUGCUCGUAGCAACUAGUCGCUCACUCCGCUCUUGCCUUGUCCUCUAGUCUUUCGCUGCCACGCUUUGUGUUUCUCCAUUGUCCUAGUCUAUGCUCUUUUACUUUGGUUAUACUUUGCUGCUAGGUCCGAUUGUUAGUUUAAUUUCUUGCAUCUUUGCUACCAAUUUUUCUUUUUACUGUCUGUAGAAAAAUCAAACCAAAACCCUAACUGCUGCAAAUUAUAUCUUUCUAUUUGCUCUCAUACGUCGGCGUGAGAGGCAUCUCGUCUCCCCUUUUUGUGCCUAAUAGUUUUUCACCUGUGGUUGAGAUUUAUUGACCAAGCUUGAGUUUGUGGCAGUCUUUCACUCUCCGAAAGUU